This is a messenger RNA of Tachysurus fulvidraco (yellow catfish), 2953 nucleotides long. RefSeq names its product ring finger protein 130 (gene rnf130). Lineage: Eukaryota; Metazoa; Chordata; Actinopteri; Siluriformes; Bagridae. The record is from RefSeq and is a predicted model, not a curated record. The transcript has 10 exons. Bases 336 to 1742 code for a protein of 468 amino acids.
ACACACACACACACACACACGCGCGCGCGUGCGCGCGCACACACACACACACACACACACACACACACACACACACAGAGACACAUAGACGUCGAGAUUGGAGAUGGUUUGAGUUUUCAGAAGAAAAGCAGGCCGCGGAUCAGAAACACUGCGGAAAAAAAGAUUUCCGCUGUUGUCUCCUGGUUGUCCCCCUCGGUGUCCCUGUGUGUCCUGGAUGUGGACAUGGCUUUGAGGUCAUUAUGGCGUGAGUCAGCGUCAGUUUCACUCGAACACAGAGCACGUGUGUAAAAGAGCUUCAUCGGUCUGUUUCACAGGAAUUUAAAGACGCUGUGACAAUGCAGAAGAGACGGAGAACGUCUUCAUCAAGCGUCGCUUUGUUCCUCUACUCUGUUCUUCUCUCGCUUGUCCUGCCCAAGUGUGUGUCCUGCGCAGGUACGGACAAAACAGACAAAACGAUGGUGAACAAAGAGGAAUAUUUAAGUGCUAUAAUUAAUGCCACCGUGCAAGACAGCAAGGGAAACACCAAACGUGUGAUAUCAAAGGAGGACGGCAGGUACGGGCAGAACUCGCCCAAAUCGGAGGUGACGGGGAUAAUAAUUACACCUGCUGCUGUCAACGGAGUGGUGGACAUGCAGGGCUGCUGUCCGUACACUCGUUUCAUCAUUCCUCCAAAGACGACACACUGGAUCGCUCUGCUUCAGAGAGGGAAGUGUAUGUUCAAGGAGAAGAUCCUGAAGGCCGCCAACUUUAAUGCCUCCGCUGUGCUCAUCUACAACAACAGCUCCAAAGAGGACACAGUUACCAUGGCUCAUGAAGGCACCGGGGACACGGUGGCGGUGAUGAUUACUGAGUCGUUGGGGAAGGACCUGCUGUCUUUCAUGGAGAAGAAUGAGACGGUGUGGGUUUCGGUGUCGGUCGGUUCUCGGGGUUCAGCGAAGAACCUGAACCGCGGCUCGCUGGUGUUCGUCUCCAUCUCCUUCAUCGUCCUGAUGAUCAUCUCCUCCGCGUGGCUCAUCUUCUACUUCAUCCAGAAGAUCAGAGAUACUAAUGCACGAGAUCGAAGUCAGCGAAGACUCGGAGAUGCUGCGAAGAAAGCCAUCAGUAAACUAACAACUCGGACGGUGAAGCGAGGAGACAAGGAAACAGAACCUGAUUUUAAUCAUUGUGCUGUGUGCAUCGAGGGCUACCAGCUGAACGACGUGGUCCGCAUCUUACCCUGCAAACAUGUUUUCCAUAAGAUGUGUGUGGAUCCAUGGCUGAACGAACACUGCACCUGCCCCAUGUGUAAACUUAACAUCCUCAAAGCUCUAGGCAUCAUGCCCAACCUGCAGUGUGUAGAUAACGUGGGGUUCGAUAUGGAGCGAAUGACGCGUACUCACUCCUCCAGCCAGCGGGUGGCGCUGAUGGAUGUGUCGUCUGAGACGAGUGUCAGCGUGGAGCCUCUCACACGCUCCGGCUCAUCUCAGCUGCUGUCCGAUUCAGAGCUCACACACACGCACACACACCGCACCGGGGAGAUUAACAUCGCCGUAACCAACCCCGCCCACUCCCAAAGUGACCCCGCCUCCUUUUACUCUGUUAACAGAAGAGUGGUUUAUUGUGGGCAGCUUCGCCGUCCUCAGUGUUUUAACGCUAUGCUACAUGAUCAUCAGAGCCACCGGAAACAACUACGACAACACAGUUGUUUCUCUCUGUUUCAGAUCGGACCUGGCGUGAAGGCGCACAUCGGAUUUCCACGUUAAAUUAGUUUAUGUGGGAUUUUCCUCAGAGUAAACUAGCGGCUUUUCUGAUUUAUUAAUGAACUUCUGCUUCCUGUUUCUGAAGCUGUUUGGUUUUUGUUAUUUGCUUUUGAGAAUUUGUCAUAAAAUUUCAGUCUUUCAGUUUAAAAUAGUUUAAAACUUUCCCCACAACCUGCAUACAAACUAUAAAUAAAGCAAUAAAAAUAAAGUAAAGUAAAACCGUCAUCCAAAUAAGAACCAGAGUCACACUGAUGAUCAGACUUUAUUUUAAAUUUAGUAUUUAAAUGGACCAGAAGAUUAUGGAGUUAUUAUUCAGCUUAAAUAUGGUUUGUGAAAAUCUGGAAAAUAAAUGAAAAUAUACAGAAUGUACAGAGUUGUUUAAACCACAGCAGUGUUAUAGGCCCAGUGAGAUGAUGUACACACACACACACACACACACACACACACACACACACACACACACACACACGUGAUGACUGAACUGGUUUCUAUUGAAGAUAAACACAACAUUCCGCGUCUCGACUCUUCGGCUCCGAUGCCUCUUCACUGGAGUAAACACCGUGUCAUUAUUGGGUUUAAACUCUUUUCAGGAUUAAUUCCCUCUUUAUUAUUUAUUGUAAUUCAUUUCUAGUCAUGAAUGUGUCUGUGUUUAAUUGAGAAGAAGCUGCAGCUCUGAGUGAGAAGCUCAGCCGAGUUUAUUUAAACUCCUGCACUGUUUUCAUUUAUAAAGCAUUUCUUCUUUUGUUCUGAUUUGUCUGUUCUUUAUUUUUUAGUUUAGAGCAAAUCAACUUUAAAAUAAUUGGAAUACGUGUUAUUAUAAAACCAACAGCAAGGAGCAGUAAAGGGCUUCUUAGCUCCUGAACUUCUGUGGCGAUCAGUCAAAGUUUUUCUGUGAAGUUUUUUCUGUUUUUCUCUUUAACUUUAAGCCCUCAAUUACUUUAAAACAUAUAUUUGUUUAUGUCAGAUGAAGUACACACACACACACGCAUGUAUACACACGCACGCACGUAUACACACACACACACACACACGCAUGCACACACAUACACACAUACGCACACAUACAUACACACACUCACACACAUACGCACACAUACAUACACACACUCACACACAUACGCACACACACACACACACAUACACACCUUUAUCUCUCUCUGAGGUGUUUUCUGUUAAACUGAUUUGCACUAUUGGAAUAAAUCGUCUUUAAAACC